AACUGGUUCGAUUUUCGCUCCUGAAAAUCCUUCUUUUUCACACCUCUCUCUCUCUUUUCUUCUUUCAACUUCCUCGACCAUGCAUGCAAAUACAGAAAGUGAUAUUCCCGAGCGUAUUGCCGCGGCUCGAAGAGAAGCAGAAGCCCUCAAAGAACGAAUCAAACAACGCAAAGAAGCUCUCGCCGAUUCUACCUUACAAGAAAUGGCGAAAGAAGUCGAGCCAUUACCGCGUAUCGUGUUAAAGUCGCGUCGAACGCUCAAGGGACAUUUAGCCAAGAUUUAUUCAACACAAUGGGCACACGACAAACGACAUAUCGUAUCAGCUUCACAAGAUGGCAAACUUAUCGUUUGGGACGCUUAUUCGGGCAACAAAGUUCAUGCUAUUCCUCUGCGAUCCUCUUGGGUGAUGACCUGUGCCUAUUCGCCGUCGGGUAAUUUUGUCGCCUGUGGUGGUUUGGAUAACAUCUGUUCCAUUUACAAUCUACGCACCCGCGAUGGCCCUGUUCGUCCUGCCCGAGAACUCUCGGCGCAUACGGGUUAUCUGAGCUGCUGUCGAUUUAUAAAUGAUCGUCAGAUCAUCACGGCCUCAGGGGACAUGACUUGCAUGUUGUGGGAUAUUGAUGCUGGAGUAAAAAUCGAAGAAUUUGCCGAUCAUACGGGCGAUGUGAUGAGUGUUUCAUUGGGUCCCAACCCAAAUGUAUUUGUGACCGGUGCUUGCGAUGCCACGGCCAAAGUAUGGGAUAUUCGAACCAAACGAUGCGUACAGACAUUUAUAGGUCACGAAUCCGACAUCAAUGCAGUGGAAUUUUUCCCUAAUGGAGAUGCAUUUGCGACGGCGUCAGAUGACGCCAGCUGCAGAUUGUUUGACUUGCGUGCAGACUGUGAAAUGAGUGUCUACUCACACGAAUCGAUAUUAUGUGGUAUUACUUCCGUAGGCUUCUCAAUUUCGGGAAGACUGAUGUUUGCCGGUUACGACGAUUACAACUGCAAUGUGUGGGAUACCUUGAAAGGUGAACGAGUUGGUAUUCUCAGUGCCCAUGAGAAUCGCGUGUCCUGUUUGGGGGUCUCAAGUGACGGGAUGGCCUUGUGUACCGGCAGCUGGGACACAAGCUUACGAGUUUGGGCUUAAUACUUGUCAAACGAAAACUCUGUUUUUCUCCAUUUUCGUUGUCUGUGCUUCUUUUAUUGCUUGUCACCUUUUCUACUUUUGCUUUUCGAUUUCCUGUCAAGGGUCCCAUCAUUGCCAAACCUUUUCGUUUUCUUGCCUUUGCCGUAUUCCCUGCCCUUCUUGACUUCCCCUGAUUAAGCUUUACAAGAGCCCAUCCUUUUAACAACUGUCUCUUAUACUCAUGUAACUUAUUUAUCAUCCCUCAUUUUUAAAUUGGCCGUAAUCGUAUCUUUUUUUUUCAAUACUUUGUUUUGAUCGUCCCUUUUUUUUCUCACACUAUCAGCUUGCAUGGAAGGGGAAUGAAAUAUAAGGAGCUCCGAUCGGUGACCUGAUUUACAGUGAGCCGCUUUUAUACAUGCUGACACUCUUUAAGCAAUGGUAAUCCAAUAAAUCCUAAAAUGUUCAGUCA
Radiomyces spectabilis is the source of this 1577-nucleotide messenger RNA. Its product is annotated as guanine nucleotide-binding protein subunit beta. The record is from RefSeq and is a predicted model, not a curated record. The transcript has 3 exons. Gene Ontology annotation, cellular component: cytoplasm; heterotrimeric G-protein complex. Gene Ontology annotation, molecular function: protein binding; signaling receptor complex adaptor activity. Gene Ontology annotation, biological process: G protein-coupled receptor signaling pathway. Bases 80 to 1129 code for a protein of 349 amino acids. NCBI's taxonomy places the organism in Eukaryota, Fungi, Mucoromycota, Mucoromycetes, Mucorales, Radiomycetaceae.